UCCGUACUAUUUUUCUCUACAAGCAUAAUAAUUUUCUUGUGCCUCUGUAGUUAAUACAAAAUGAAGUGUAAUAAUUCUGUUUCUCUUGUCCUAAUUCUCCUUUGCUCUGUCGGCUUACAGUGUCUGAAAGUUGAUGUUGUGUCGGAAAAUGACAACACAGAUAGACUUGCUUUGCUGAAGUUCAAAGAAGGAAUCUCCGGUGAUCCGAAUCAAGUCUUGAAUUCAUGGAAUGAUUCUCUUCCUUUUUGCAGUUGGUUCGGAAUCGCCUGCAGUUUCCGGCAUCAGAGAGUCGUAUCCUUGGUUUUAGAAGGCCAGAAUUUAGUCGGAUCAAUUUCGCCAUACACUGGAAAUUUAAGUUUUCUCAGGGUCAUUAACCUCCAGAACAAUAGUUUACAAGGUGAAGUUCCGCAAGAAGUUGGCAGGUUAUUUCGACUCGAGGAGUUUCUUCUCAAUAAUAACAUCUUACAAGGUGAAAUUCCGAUCAACCUGACAGGUUGCUCUCGUCUCAGGAUGAUUGGUUUACAAGGCAAUAAUCUAUCAGGAAAAAUUCCAGCGCAACUUGGUUCUUUGUUUAAGCUUGAGGUGCUUUCGCUUAGCAGCAAUCAUCUGAGAGGAGAAAUCCCAGCUGCGUUGGGAAAUCUUUCGUUCCUGAAAACAUUUCGCGUAACAUACAAUCGUCUUGUUGGAAUUAUUCCUGAUGAUAUCGGAAGAAGAUUAACAAAAUUGGAGAUUUUCCAUGUUGGAGCCAAUCAGCUAUCUGGUAUAAUCCCUCCAACUAUUUUUAAUAUUUCAUCUCUGAAUGUGCUAGUCUUUACGCAGAAUCGGUUCAACGGGAGUCUGCCAGAGAGUAUAGACCUUCCGAAUCUGACUUUCUUUGGAAUUGGUGAUAACUAUUUAUCCGGGCCAAUUCCAAAUUCAUUAUUCAAUUGCUCUAAGCUGGAAAUAAUCGAUCUUGGUUGGAAUUACUUUGCAGGACAAGUUCCAACAAUUGUAGGAAAUUUGAAGAACUUGUGGAGAAUUAGGCUUCAUGGAAAUGAUCUAGGUAGUAAUUCAAGUAAUGACCUAGCUUUUGUUACCUCUCUGAAUAACUGUACCAAGCUGAAGAUUUUGGAUUUUGGUAGAAAUAAUUUUGGUGGUGUUUUACCCAAUUCUGUUGCUAAUUUGUCGACUGAACUAACUCUGUUUUAUUUUGGGGGCAACGAAAUCGGCGGUGUAAUUCCUGACGGGUUAGAAAAUCUAAUCAACUUGGUAGGACUUGUGAUGAACUAUAACCUGAUCACAGGUAUUGUUCCUUCAUAUUUUGGCAAGUUUCAGAAAUUACAGAUUUUAGAUUUCUUCGGAAAUAGAUUGUCGGGUCAGAUUCCAACCUCCUUGUCGAACCUAACAAGAUUAACUAUGCUCUACUUAUCAAGAAACCUAUUUGAAGGAACCAUCCCUUCCGGUAUCGGAAAUUUGGAAAACCUAAUUGUUUUAGCUAUUGCCCACAAUAACCUUAUUGGAACCAUACCCCAUGAAAUCCUAGGCCUUACUUCUUUAUCACAGGCAAUAGAUUUAUCUCACAACUCGUUAACAGGCAACCUACCACCGGAGAUAGGAAAGCUAAUUAGCCUGACAGCAUUUUUUGUCUCUGGAAACAAUCUUUCAGGUGAAAUUCCUAGAGAGAUUGGAAAUUGCUUGAGCCUGGAAUUUCUUGAAAUGCAAGAUAAUGCAUUCCAAGGAACCCUUCCGUCCUCAUUGACGUCCUUGAAAAGUCUUCAAUAUCUAGAUCUUUCAGGAAAUAACUUGACUGGACGAAUCCCUGAAGGUCUGCAGGACAUGGAAUACUUAAUUCAUCUGAAUCUUUCUUACAAUAAUCUCGAGGGCGAACUACCAACCGAAGGAAUCUUCAGAAAUGCGAGUGCGAUAUUGUUAACUGGAAACAAUAAACUCUGUGGUGGUAUUCCAGAGCUCAACUUGUCAAAAUGUCCGAAAAAGGUGUUGAAAAAAGGGAAGUCUCUCAAUCUUAAGCUAGCAAUCAUAAUUCCAUGUGUAUCUAUAUGUGUAAUUUUUAUCUUAGCCUUUUUUCUUAUGCACCGUAAAAGAAAAUUCGAUAAGGAUUCAUCUUCUUCAUCCUUAAUGAUGAAUCACAUUCUUCCAAAGAUAUCUUACAGAGACCUGUAUAAGGCCACAAAUGGGUUCUCCUCUGAUAAUUUAAUUGGGUCUGGCGGUUUCGGCUAUGUGUACAAAGGAUUGCUAGAUGAAGUUGAAGGACCAGUUGCUGUUAAAGUCCUUAAGCUUGAACAAAAGGGUGCUUCCAAGAGCUUUAUUGCUGAAUGCAAAGUGUUGUUAAAUAUCAGGCACAGGAAUCUUGUCAAAAUGUUGACAUUUUGCUCUAGCAUCGACGAAAAACUUAACGAAUUCAAAGCCUUAGUAUUUGAAUUCAUGGUAAAUGGGAGCUUAGAGAUGUGGUUGCAUUCUGACAGCAGCAGAGGUAAUCAAGCAAGCUUUCUUCAGAGACUAGAUAUUGCAAUUGAUAUUGCAUCUGCAUUGCACUAUCUUCAUGACCUUUGCGAAAGACCAAUCAUUCAUUGUGACUUGAAGCCGAGCAAUGUUCUUCUAGAUGAUCAUAUGGUUGCUCAUGUAUGCGAUUUCGGUCAAGCAACGUUUCUAUCACCUUCCAACGAAUCAUCUCAAAGUCGAUCCGUGACAACUGGAAUCAAAGGAACAGUCGGUUAUGCUGCGCCAGAGUAUGGAAUGGGAUGUCCAGCGUCCAAAGAAGGGGAUGUAUAUAGCUAUGGAAUUCUCCUUCUAGAGUUGUUUUCCAGAAGAAGACCAACCGAUGAAAUGUUCGAAGAUGGUUUCGACUUGAGAGAAUUCGUGAAGGCGGCAUUGCCUCAACAACUAAUGCAAAAUGUAGAUCAUAGACUACUUGCAUUAGAAAUGGAUCAAAGUAAUGCAGUAACAUCAACUGAUCAGAAUAUAAUUGGGGAAUGUGAAUAUACAAAAAUAGAAAAUUUUGUACUUUCAAUUCUCGUAAUUGGUCUUAACUGUUCAUCAAGAUCACCCAGAGACAGAAUGAGCGCAAAAGAUGUCAUUGGACAAUUACAUUUGAUCAAGAAUGCUUUUCUUGAUGGAAGUCCAGCAUAAAUGAGCCGUAAUUGGUGAACUGUUGAGGAAAAUAUUUGGUGUUAAUUUUGGAAAUUGCCAAUUAGCUUUUUAUUAAUCAAACAAAAUCUCUAAACAAGAGAAAAUUGAGAUUUU
Molecule: messenger RNA, 3240 nt
Organism: Mercurialis annua (annual mercury)
Lineage: Eukaryota; Viridiplantae; Streptophyta; Magnoliopsida; Malpighiales; Euphorbiaceae
Product: probable LRR receptor-like serine/threonine-protein kinase At3g47570
Exons: 2
Coding region: 61-3126 (1021 amino acids)
Biological process (GO): protein phosphorylation
Cellular component (GO): plasma membrane
Molecular function (GO): protein binding; protein kinase activity; ATP binding
Source: RefSeq, a predicted model, not a curated record